Dimorphilus gyrociliatus is the source of this 1005-nucleotide messenger RNA. Lineage: Eukaryota; Metazoa; Annelida; Polychaeta; Dinophilidae. The record is from the annotation of a GenBank genome assembly.
AAAUAUACGACUUGCGCAUGCGCACUAAAUCCAAAUCGACUCAUCCUGGAACAAUUAUUUAUAAAUAAUUUUCUGGAAAAUACGCUUAGUUAGAUUAAUUAACAAUUAAAAUAUCUCUUAUAAUUCUCAGUCACAUUGGAUAGAAUGGCGGACGCAGACACUAAUCCAUUUGCUGAUCCAGAGGCAGCAAAUCCUUUCGCGGAUCCGGCUGUUCAACAAGCCAAAAGUCAAUCGAGACCCACUAUAAAUGAAUUCAAUCCCUUUUCCGAAAAUACAGCUGCCCAAUCGACUCAUCAUGUUCCACCUCCUCAACCCGCACAAACUCAACCAUCCAUUAUGAAACCAACGGAAGAACCUCCAGCAUAUACACCAUCAGCUGCCCAAGUCGCUACAGACGAUUUACAAAAACGACAAGAGGAAUUAGAAAAAAAGGCUGCAGAAAUUGAACGUAGAGAACAAGAAUUAAGAAAUCAGCAAUUUGGCGUUCGUGCUAAUAACUUUCCUCCUCUGCCGCAAAAAUGCUGUGUACAACCAUGCUUUUAUCAAGAUAUUUCCGUAGAAAUCCCAAUGGAAUUUCAAAAAAUUGUUAGAAUCGGUUACAUUAUGUGGAUCGUUUAUUCUUGCUGUUUGGCAGUUAAUGUGUUAGGAACUCUAGCAGCCUUGGCAGCUUUGGGAGCUGGUGAGAGUCAUGGACAAAGUUUUGGUCUAUCAAUAUUGUAUUUUAUUCUAUUUACACCUUGUUCGUUUGCUUGCUGGUUUAGGCCGUUAUACAAAGCAUUUAGCGGAGUAUACGUUGGUAUUAAGUCAUUUGGACAGGAUGAUACUAAAGGAAAGCCAGUUGCCGUCCACAGAAUCUAUAGAAGAUCAGGAGCAAGUUUCGAAAAAGCCCAACAGGAAUUUGCAAAGGAUAUAAUGAGUAAUAAAACAGUUCAAAAAACAGCGGCUACAGCUGUUUCCGAAGCUGCUCAAAGUCAAUUUUCUGGUGGACCUGGUAACAGAUAUUAA